AUGGGGGAUGCCCGAGUGGGAGCUGACCCUGGGCACCGCCAUCCCCUGCCCAGGUCCGGCUCCAGCGAUCCCUACUGCGUGGUCAAAGUGGACAACGAGGUGGUGGCCAGGACGGCCACGGUGUGGAAGAGCCUGAACCCUUUUUGGGGUGAGGAAAUCACGCUGCUUCUGCCCCGGGGAUUCCACAGCCUCGCCAUCUACGUGCUGGAUGAAGACACCAUCGGGCAGGACGAUGUCAUCGGCAAGGUCUCGCUCAGCCACCAGCAGAUCUCGGCCGAGCCGCGGGGCAUUGACAGCUGGCUCAGCCUGGCACCGGUGAACCCCGACCAGGAGGUGCAGGGCGAGAUCCACCUGGAGCUGCGAGUCCCCGAGCGGGGCCACCCGCGGGUGCUGCGCUGCCACCUCAUCC
This is a messenger RNA of Cyanistes caeruleus (blue tit), 409 nucleotides long. The record is from RefSeq and is a predicted model, not a curated record. NCBI's taxonomy places the organism in Eukaryota, Metazoa, Chordata, Aves, Passeriformes, Paridae.